GUCAUAGUUACGGUUAAGUGACACCGUCCAACUAUCGGGUCGGCAAAUCAUGUACGUACCGGGGAGGUAUUUUGGGUUACUUGUAACUAAGUGAGUUCGUUUCACGAAAGAGAAAUGUUGACUAUAUUAGCUGUCAAUGUUAUUUUGUCCAUCGGAGGUUCCUUGGUGAUCCUAAAUGUAGUUCCCAAGUUCAGGGACAUGUUUAUAAAAGCCCAUCUUUCUGGAGUGGAUUUGAAUAAGAAAAACAGGCCGGAAAUACCUGAGGCUGCAGGAGUCAUCAGUAGCUGCAUUUUUCUCAUUGUGAUGUUCAUAUUCAUUCCCUUCCCGUUCAGCAAACAUUUCUUCAACAAAGAAUGGGGAUUUCCUCAUCAAGAGUUUGUUCAGUUUAUUGCAGCAUUACUUUCAAUUUGCUGCAUGGUUCUCCUUGGAUUUGCUGAUGAUGUUCUGAAUUUGAAAUGGAGGCAUAAACUGUUGCUGCCAACUGUGGCUUCUCUGCCACUUCUGAUGGUCUAUUAUACUAAUUUCAACUCAACGACAAUAAUCAUACCAAAGCCCCUGAGAUUUUUGCUUGGGCAUGAUUUGGAUUUGAGUUUCCUGUACUAUGUUUAUAUGGGAAUGUUAGCUGUUUUUUGUACUAAUGCCAUAAACAUCUAUGCGGGAGUCAAUGGAUUGGAAGUUGGCCAGUCUGCUGUUAUUGCUGCUUCCCUUAUUCUGUUCAAUGUUAUUGAACUGAAUGGAAUUUGCUGGCACAACCAUUUAUUUUCCCUUUAUUUUAUGAUUCCUUUCUUUUUUACCAGCUUGUCAUUGUACCAGUUCAACAAAUAUCCAGCUCGUGUCUUUGUUGGUGACACCUUCUGCUAUUUCUCUGGAAUGACGGUGGCAGUAGUAGCUAUUCUUGGACACUUUAGCAAAACCGCUUUGUUGUUCUUUAUUCCUCAGAUUGGCAACUUUAUUUUCUCGUUACCUCAACUCUUUCACAUCUUGCCUUGCCCACGACAUCGCUUACCAAGGUUAAACCAAAAAACUGGCUAUUUAGAUCCUAGUGUUUUCCAGUUUAAAGAAAAAUCGUUGACCAGUUUGGGUUGUCUAGUCUUAAAAAUAUACCAGCUUUUAGGCUUAGUUAAAGUGGAGCAUGCAGAAAAAGAUGGGGAGAUGUCUCAAAGCACUAACUGCACGUUAAUAAACUUGGCUCUUAAGUUGACGGGGCCAAAACACGAAAAGACUUUAGCAGCCAAUCUGAUGGUCUUACAGGUUAUGUGCAGUGGGUUGGCUUUCAUUAUAAGGUACCCUUUGGCGAGCUUAUUUUAUGACUGCUAAGUGUUCCUGUUGGGCUAAAGAUUCUUUUCGGUACGUGUGUCAUUUCACAAAAACCUCAUAAAAGCGAAAAAUAAAUGAUAGCCAAUAAAACAUAA
Molecule: messenger RNA, 1412 nt
Organism: Daphnia carinata
Lineage: Eukaryota; Metazoa; Arthropoda; Branchiopoda; Diplostraca; Daphniidae
Gene: Alg7
Product: UDP-N-acetylglucosamine--dolichyl-phosphate N-acetylglucosaminephosphotransferase-like
Exons: 7
Coding region: 115-1317 (400 amino acids)
Biological process (GO): dolichol-linked oligosaccharide biosynthetic process; protein N-linked glycosylation
Cellular component (GO): membrane
Molecular function (GO): UDP-N-acetylglucosamine-dolichyl-phosphate N-acetylglucosaminephosphotransferase activity
Source: RefSeq, a predicted model, not a curated record